AUAUAUUUAAUUAAUCCGAGAUAGCUGCGUCUUACCAAAGGCGGAACCUGUUAGCGUUAGCUAAAAGAUACCAAGCAAAAACCUACGGGACGCACCAACCCGCCCGCGGCUUGUAUCGCUCUUCACGGGGGGAAAAAAGAGCAGCAGCGAACGGGAGAAGUGGAAGUGGGGGGAAAUCAUCACAAUGAUGCCAAUGCAUUUCUUUUUCUCAGAUAAAGUGGUCCUCCUGUUUGACUUCUGGGAUGUUCACAGUACAGGAGGGAUGGUGCUCUCGGUGUUCGUGAUCAUGCUACUCACAGUUCUAUAUGAAGCCAUCAAGGUUGGCAAGGCAAAACUGAUCCAACAGGCAAAGUCAGCUGUUGCCCCUAGCAUCAGUCAGGAAAACUUGGGAGAACCUGAGGGGGCCUCUGUGAACUCAGGUGUGGGGCCAACCACCAGUUCUCUAAAGAAGCGUCUUUCAUGGCACCUAGCUGAGACCCUGCUCCACGUGGUGCAGGUGUUUUUGGGUUACCUGGUGAUGCUGGCUGUCAUGUCUUACAACACGUGGAUUUUCCUGGGAGUGAUUGUUGGUUCGGCCAUUGGCUACUACGUGGUGUAUCCAUUGCUAUGCCUCAGAUAGCAGCAUAGUAGCCCCUUCUGGAGAAAGCUCAAGACUGCAAAUUAAGUGGAUUUUGCAACCGGAAUGGAUUAUAUUGGGACACGUCAUCUCCAUGAGAGCUCUGAGGUUCUUUUGACCUCAUUUUAUCUGUAGUCUCUGCCUGCAGGGUAUUUGCCACUUCUAAUCAUCUAAAGGAGCUGUUUCACUUCUACUGUCAAGUAGUUUUCUAAGUGCCUUAAAACUGGCUUUCUUGUGCCCAGAAAGUUAAUUUCAAGGAGACUGCCAUCUACCCCAUCUAGGGCUAAGUGCACCAUAUGAUUGUGGGUGAGGCUGCCUGCAAGCCCUAGAGAAUGCAUUGGGGAGGGGGUACCUCUGCCCAGUUCCUCUUUGGUGACUCAUUCCUCCCUCUUUCAAUCUCAUCAGUGUAAGUGCUUGGAAAAGAAAUUGCAGCGUGGCUGGCAGAGACCUUGAAGGGUAGAAACUGAGGAGGGAGGAGCAGAUGCUGCCCCUUGACCAUAUAGGGAGCGAUGGGGUAAAUACCCUACAUCAAUUAUCUACUAGUACAAUAGGCUUCGCAAACUUUCAAGGCUCAGUUGGAAGACUUCUUCAACACACCCCUAUCUGGAGCACUUUAAUAGAAGACAGCCAUAUCAAACCACGGUCUGUGUCUAUUCCAAAUGCUUUUGUUGUCCUUUUGAGUUCUGUCCUCCUAGAUGCUUCCAUUAAGCCAAAACCCCAUGGCAGCAACGGGCAGUAAGAUUCAGUAUUUACCAAAGGGCCUUUUCCACAUGUUGUGUCACGAACCUAAGGAACUCAAGGCCAGAAAGAACAGCCGCAAUCACUAUUUAGAUGUCGUUAAAUAAUUAUUUGGGGGAGGGGGAGGGAAAAAAAGACAAGUUCUUCACAUGUUCAGGCAGGACGUUGCAGUUUGCGAAGCUCCAUUCCUUGCACGUCCAAAAGGGAUUAUGGGAGUUUAAUGUGUCACACAUCUGGACAGUAUCAAUAUGGGCUCACAUUACAGUCUUAAUGCUGGGGUGAAAUUACUAGGGUAUGCUAUUAAAGCUGGAAUUGGAUAGAGCUGAGGCCUCUCUAGGCAUUUACCUCCAAGUCUUUGGAAUGCCCAUCUCUAAAAUCAGUAUAAAUGGGAUCUGGAUGGAAAUUGCAUGAAAUGAACAUUUAGAACAGGAGAUAUCAGAGACAACCAACUUAACUUGGUUGGAAUUCAAGCUAUGGCAGGCACAGGUCUAACAUUCUCAUUUUCCAGGAGCCUGGAUAGUUUUAAACCAGUUACCUUCUCGGAUUUCUCUGUAAAAAUGCUGUGAAGGAAAUAUAGGUCAUUGUCUUUACAAAUUG
This is a messenger RNA of Candoia aspera, 1951 nucleotides long. RefSeq names its product solute carrier family 31 member 2 (gene SLC31A2). The record is from RefSeq and is a predicted model, not a curated record. Gene Ontology annotation, biological process: copper ion transmembrane transport. Bases 185 to 619 code for a protein of 144 amino acids. Gene Ontology annotation, cellular component: plasma membrane. Lineage: Eukaryota; Metazoa; Chordata; Lepidosauria; Squamata; Candoiidae. The transcript has 4 exons. Gene Ontology annotation, molecular function: copper ion transmembrane transporter activity.